AUGCUUCGACUCGAGCAUAGGUUCCGUCCGUGGCCUGUCAUGUCAUCUGUCGUUUGGCAACAGAGGGAACACUUAGCCAUCACCACAUAUAUGGGCUUUCUUUCGCUGCUAUUCAUCUCAUUUGCCAUCUAUUUUGUCGAAAAAGACGUGAAUCCGGCCUUCAAUAACAUCGCCGCCGCUAUGUAUUGGGGAGUCGUUACGCUUUGCACUGUCGGUUAUGGAGAUAUGAUUCCCAUUACGCCAACCGGAAAAUUCCUGUCCUCUAUAUGUAUAAUAAUUGGUGUCUCAAUAUUUGCAUUACCGGCCGGAAUAUUGGGCACAGGUCUCGCACUCAAGGUUCAGGAACAGCAAAGAGUCAGACAAAUGGGUAAACGGAGAGAACCUGCAGCCAAACUAAUACAGUGCACGUGGAGGUGCUAUGUGUCGAGCGAGAACUCCAUAUCGACGGUCACCUGGAAGUCAUACAAACGGUCUGAUGGCAGACACGAGCCGCUGACCAACGGCGAGAAGACGGCCAUCCGAUUCAUACGAGUGGUCAAGUAUUUCAUCGCUCGGCAAAACUUCAACAGAGCUCUGAAGCCGUACGACAUAAAGGAUGUGUUGGAACAGUACGCCGCCGGACACGCGGAUGUGUUGGGCCGCGUCCGACACAUGCAGUCCCGACUGAACGCCGUUCAGGUGUCGGUCAACACGAAUCUCCGGGCGCUGAACGAGUCGAAAGUGAUGCUGUCGUCCAGAAUCAAUCAGAUAGAGGCCGUCGCCAGUGAUAUGCAAAACAAAUUUUGCCAAUUAAUGGGACAUCAGAUCAGAGACAUGAAUGUUAUCCAGAAUUUAACCGAUAUUUUGAAUCAACGAAAUGCCAGUGAUUUUCAGCGCAACUCAUUGUCUUCCAGUCGGACAUCAAUCAGAACGAGAAGAAACUCGUUUUGAAUUUUAUUUAUCUCACAUUACAUUUUGAUAUGAAAGCUUUUUUUUAUUUAAUUGGC
Molecule: messenger RNA, 986 nt
Organism: Medioppia subpectinata
Lineage: Eukaryota; Metazoa; Arthropoda; Arachnida; Sarcoptiformes; Oppiidae
Source: the annotation of a GenBank genome assembly